AAUGGAUAAUUUUGAAUGGUUUCUAUUAGCAAUGUUUCUGGUCUAUUGUGUGACAUUCUUUUUCAUGUACAAGAUAUUUAGCAAAAAAUCUAAUUAAUUAAUUGCUAAAGCUAGAAAAGAGAGUGCAACUAGUGAUGAAUUAUAAAAGUAUUACGUGUAUACUAAAGAUGUAGUUCAAUUCGUAUUGGUACUGAUCAAAAUGAAAAGCAAAGGAAAGACUAAACAUCUAGUACGGAUUCCUCACCUAGGAUUAUUUAAAAGGAACCUGAAAAUAAUUAGCUUGCAUUGCCUGAUCAUGGUAUCAAACUUUAAGGGCGUUAAAUAUCUGAAUAAAGAGAAAAAAUCAUUUAAUUGGAAAGAAAUAAAGAUGAUAAUACAAUAAAAUAUAUAGANGUAAUUAUCAGAUCUUUUUUAUUACACAUAACUCAUAAAAACAAAUCAAAAUUUUUACAAACAAUUUGA
This is a messenger RNA of Paramecium pentaurelia, 462 nucleotides long. Lineage: Eukaryota; Ciliophora; Oligohymenophorea; Peniculida; Parameciidae. The record is from the annotation of a GenBank genome assembly.